Molecule: messenger RNA, 925 nt
Organism: Drosophila erecta
Lineage: Eukaryota; Metazoa; Arthropoda; Insecta; Diptera; Drosophilidae
Gene: Recs1
Product: protein lifeguard 1
Exons: 1
Coding region: 77-871 (264 amino acids)
Cellular component (GO): membrane
Source: RefSeq, a predicted model, not a curated record
CAUUCUGUACUGAAAUUACCUAUUAAAAUUUUUAAGCCAAACAGUAGUUACUUGAAAGUUAUAAUCCAAGGACACAAUGCUGGAUGUUGCGCAAGAACCAGUGCAGCAGUAUGGAAAUCGGAGCCACCAGGCGGAGUGUGUGCCCCUGGGAAAAUAUCCAGCAUACGGAUCGGACAUCGAACAGGACGACGAGGGCAAGGGCCUGGGGUUCUCCAGCGCCAGCAUCCGGCGGGGAUUCAUCCGGAAGGUGUACCUCAUCCUGUUGGCACAACUGAUCACCUCCCUGGUCGUCAUAGUUGCGCUUACUGUUGAUAGGCAGGUGCGCCUGAUGGUGGCAGACAGCACCUGGAUGUUCCUGGUGGCCAUCCUAAUAGUGGUCUUCUCUCUGGUGGCUCUGAGCUGCAACGAGGAUCUGCGGCGUCAGACACCAGCUAACUUACUCUUCCUAGCUGCCUUCACGAUAGCCGAAUCCUUUUUGCUGGGCGUGGUAGCCUGCCGAUAUGCUCCGAUGGAGAUUUUCAUGUCCGUGCUAAUCACGGCGUCAGUUUGCCUGGGACUCUCUCUAUUUGCCCUGCAGACGCGUUACGACUUCACCGUGCUGGGUGGUAUCCUGGUGAGCUGCUUGAUAAUACUGCUCCUCUUUGGAACCGUGAGCCUCUUAGUGGGCGGACAUAUGGUCACCACCAUCUAUGCCUCAUUGAGCGCCCUGCUCUUUUCCAUUUAUUUGGUUCACGAUACCCAAUUGAUGAUGGGAGGCAAGCAUAGGUACUCCAUAAGUCCCGAGGAGUACAUAUUCGCGGCCCUAAAUAUUUAUAUGGAUGUUAUGAACAUAUUCCUGGAAAUAUUGCAGUUACUCGGGGGAUCCGAUUAGUUCCAUAAAAUCCCAAAGACACGUAUUAUCUUAAUAAAGCCUUAAUAAAUCCAA